Molecule: messenger RNA, 594 nt
Organism: Acanthosepion pharaonis
Lineage: Eukaryota; Metazoa; Mollusca; Cephalopoda; Sepiida; Sepiidae
Source: the annotation of a GenBank genome assembly
AUGUUAUGUUCCACAGAUUCAUAUGACAGUAAUCCUGAGACAACGUCUGAUUCUGAAAGUGGAGAAGAAGGGGAAGAAAAGAAAUCCAAGGAAAAGAAGAAAAAAGAGAAGAAACCAAAGGCUGAAAAGAAAUGGGAUAAAAUGAAUGAAGAGGCCAAAGAAAAUUAUGCAGCAGCAAUGGAAGAAUGGAAGAAAAAAGUCGCUGAAAGGGGAGAUGUUGAAGAACCUAGAGAUAUUGCGCUGCUAAAACUUUUACAUCUAUCUAUCUAUCUAUCUAUCUAUCUAUCUAUCUAUCUAUCUAUCUAUCUUAGUCUGUUCAUAUCUAUCUAUCUAUCUAUCUAUCUCUAUCUAUCUAUCUAUCUAUAUCUAUCUAUCUAUCUAUCUAUCUAUCUAUCUAUCUAUCUAUCUAUCUAUCUUAGUCUGUUCAUAUCUAUCUAUCUAUCUAUCUAUCUAUCUAUCUAUCUAUCUAUCUAUCUUGGUUGGUUUUAUCUAUAUCUUUAUCUAUUUAUCUUCUCUAUCCUAUCUAUCUAUCUGCCCGUGUUGAAACCAUUAUCUAUCUAUCUAUCUAUCUAUGUUCAAAUCUAUCUAUCUUGA